GGCGAAGAUGGCGGCCUCCGGCUGGGUGCGCGCGGCCCUGGUCCUCCUGUGCGCCUCUGACCUGCUGCUGCCGCCGCUGCCGCCCAGGGCCUGCGCUGCCGAGGGCGCGGCCGGGACGCCGGGCGAGGCCAGCCCGCCCUCGCGGAAGAAGAAGAAGGACAUUCGCGACUACAACGAUGCGGACAUGGCACGCCUUCUGGAGCAGUGGGAGAAGGAUGACGACAUAGAGGAAGGGGACCUCCCAGAGCACAAAAGACCCUCGGCACCUAUCGACUUCUCACAGAUAGAUCCGGGCAGGCCCGAGAGCAUCCUGAAGAUGACCAAGAAGGGGAAGACACUCAUGAUGUUCGUCACUGUGUCAGGCAGCCCCACGGAGAAGGAGACAGAAGAGAUCACCAGCCUCUGGCAGGGCAGUCUUUUCAAUGCCAACUACGACGUUCAGAGGUUCAUUGUGGGAUCAGACCGUGCCAUCUUCAUGCUUCGUGAUGGGAGCUACGCCUGGGAGAUUAAGGACUUUCUGGUGAGCCAAGACAGGUGUGCGGAUGUCACUCUGGAGGGGCAGGUGUACCCUGGCAAGGGAGGAGGAAGCCAAGAGAAAAAUAAAACGAAGCAGGAGAAGGGCAAGAAGAAGAAGGAGGGAGUCCCGAAGUCUCGGGCUGCCAAGGUUGUGCAGGAAGACAAUCGAGCUGGGAAUAAGCGAGAGGAGCUGUGACGGGGCCACUGUGACCCUUCAGAGGAGUCUUUGGGAUGGCCAGCUCCCCGGACAGGCAGGGACGCGGCCACUACUCGCUGAGGAAAUCUGCUUUCUUCCAGAAAGGCUCUGCCAUAUGACCGGUUUGUGGUCCACAUAAGAAUUACUGUCUAAAAGGCGUGAAGUGUGAAAACACAGGUCUCUUAGUUCCCUUUGGACAAUGAUACUUCCACGUUUACGAUAAAAUCACUGUAAAGGGAACCCUGACUGUUGCUUUUACCGUUUCAAUCUGAGGGAGUCACUGACUCCGGUGGCCCCACUCUCCUUGCCAUGCCGGCCCUGACCCAGGGGCUUGCUGUAUCCAUGCUUCCUUAGUUUCUGUUAACUGAAGGGCUGCCACGUUCUGAUCAGAGACUCCAGGCAGGACCAGGCUCCUUGGGCUACAGACAUGGUUUCUGGGACUGUGAAGUGAAGCCCUCCGAGGGAGCACUGCAUGGAGCUCUGUUGUCUAAGUGUGCGGUCAGGACGCCGGGAUGUGUGACCCCACAUCUGUGCAGAAAGAAUCCUGUAGCUCGAAAAUCCGAAGUGUUUACUCUGAUCCUGACAGGGAUUCUCGGUACCUGUCGAUGUUGUGCGUUCUGUAACAUUCGGGAGUUGGGCAGCUGUGCUGGUGUUGAGGGUUCGAGUGUGCCAUUUCAUGUGCCGAUGUUGGAGGGUGGGAACAGGGGUCAGAGUGGACAGGAAACCCAGUGACCUCAUUCAUCCCUAAAACAUUUUUCUUUGAUGAAGUGCCUAAAUCUGUGGUGUUUUUGUACGGUACUAACAUGACGUGCCACCUGUUUGUGUCGGAUUUUGCUGUUCACGGACCUACUCUAAGUAAGAUUUUAUUUGCAGAAUUUAUAUGCAAGUGUCAUUUUUAGGAACUAAAAUUAUUUGUAUGAAACUUCCAUUGUGAUUUUAACAAAUUAAAACUAGCACAUGUACGUGGUUAGAAAUGUUACUGCUGAGGGAAGGUACAAAAUGACAUGUGUGCCUACCCCCUGCCACUGCCUCCUCUUGGGGGAAGCUCCUGUAGAUUUGUUUCCAGGAGGGAAAAAAAAAAUUCACUUAGCUUCU
Molecule: messenger RNA, 1807 nt
Organism: Canis lupus familiaris (dog)
Lineage: Eukaryota; Metazoa; Chordata; Mammalia; Carnivora; Canidae
Gene: MESD
Product: mesoderm development LRP chaperone
Exons: 3
Coding region: 8-712 (234 amino acids)
Biological process (GO): protein folding
Molecular function (GO): low-density lipoprotein particle receptor binding
Source: RefSeq, a predicted model, not a curated record